Molecule: messenger RNA, 4340 nt
Organism: Rhinolophus ferrumequinum (greater horseshoe bat)
Lineage: Eukaryota; Metazoa; Chordata; Mammalia; Chiroptera; Rhinolophidae
Gene: FCSK
Product: fucose kinase
Exons: 24
Coding region: 261-3500 (1079 amino acids)
Biological process (GO): GDP-L-fucose salvage
Molecular function (GO): ATP binding; fucokinase activity
Source: RefSeq, a predicted model, not a curated record
CAACUGAACCUCCUUCUCGUGUCCCCGUCCUUCUCGAUCCGACGACUCACUGCCAUUUCGGAAAGCGCUUCCUGCCUUCACUAUAUCCGCUUGCCCGCGAUAGCUGGGAGCUGGUUUUUUGGAGAAGACAAGCCACGGCUGGCGGAGGAGUGAAACUACAUUUCCCAGGGUGCGCGGGAAAGGGACGUGCAGCACCACGCUAAAGAGCCCGCUGGGGCUAGUAUCCGGCGGAGACAGGAAGCCCCUCAACUUUGGCCAGAAUGGAGCAGCCCAAGGGGGUUGAUUGGACUGUUAUCAUCCUGACAUGCCAGUACAAGGACAGCGUCGAGGUCUUCCAGAGAGAGCUGGAAAUGCGGCAGAAGCGAGAGCAGAUCCCUGCCGGGACGCUGUUAGUGGCCGUGGAGGACCCUGAGACUCGUGUGGGCAGUGGAGGAGCCACUCUCAAUGCCCUUCUGGUGGCUGCUGAACACCUGAGUGCCCAGGCGGGCUUCACUGUGAUCACAUCUGACGUCCUACACUCAGCCUGGAUCCUUAUCCUGCACAUGGGCCGAGACUUCCCCUUCGAUGACUGUGGCCGGGCCUUCACCUGCCUCCCCGUGGAGAAUCCCCAAGCCCCCGUGGAGGCCAUGGUCUGCAACCUGGACUGCUUGCUGGACAUCAUGAGCUACCGGCUGGGCCCAGGUUCCCCACCAGGUGUGUGGGUCUGUAGCACCGAUAUGCUGCUGACUGUUCCUCCCGACCCAGGGAUCAGCUGGGACGGCUUCCAGGGAGCCAGAGUGAUUGCCUUUCCAGGGAGCACGGCCUACGCCCGGCACCAUGGUGUCUACCUCACCGACUCCCAGGGCUUUGUUUUGGAUAUUUACUACCAGGGCACCGAGGCAGAGAUACAACAGUGUGCCAGGCCUGAUGGGCGGGUACCACUGGUCUCCGGGGUUGCCUUCUUCUCUGUGGAGACUGCUGAGCACCUCCUGGCCACCCAUGUGAACCCGCCUCUGGACGCCUGUACCUACAUGGGCUUGGAUUCUGGAGCCCGGCCUGUCCAGCUGUCUCUAUUUUUCGACAUCCUGCUGUGCAUGGCCAGGAACGUGAGCAGGGAGGACUACCUGUUGGGGCGGCCCCCGGAGGUGGGGCAAGGUGACGCGGACGUCGCGGGUUAUCUUCAGGGCGCCCGGGCCCAGCUGUGGAGGGAGCUUCAUGACCAGCCCCUCACCAUGGCAUAUGUCCCUGACGGCAGCUACAGCUACAUGACCAGUUCGGCCAGUGAAUUUCUGCACAGCCUCACGUUCCCUGGGGCUCCUGGGGCCCAGGUUGUGCAUUCCCGGGUGGAGGAGCCGCAGCUCCUGGGCGCUGGGAGCUCUGUGGUCAGCUGCCUGCUGCAGGGCCCUGUCCGGCUGGAUUCCGGGAGUGUGCUGCAGCACUGUCACCUUCAGGGGCCCAUUCACAUUGGUGCCGGCUGCUUCGUGAGUGGCCUGGACAUGGCCCAGUCCAAGGCACUGCACGGCUUGGAGCUGCAUGACGUCAUCCUUCAGGGACACCAUGUGCGGCUGCACGGCACCCCUAUCCAUGCCUUCACCCUUGUUGGCCGUCUGGACAGCUGGGAAAGACAGGGGACAGGAACAUAUCUCAACAUGUCCUGGAGUGAAUUCUUCCAGAAGACAGGUAUUCGAAACUGGGACCUGUGGGAUCCAGACACGCCUCCCACAGAGCGUUGCCUUCUCAGUGCCCGCCUCUUUCCUAUGCUUCACCCCUCGAGGGCCCUGGGGCCCCAGGACAUGCUGUGGAUGCUAGACCCCCAGGAGGAGGCGGGUGAGGCUCUGUGGGCCUGGCGGGCCUCUUGGCGUCUGUCCUGGGAGCAGCUGCAGCCGUGUCUGGACCGGGCUGCCACGUUGGCAUCCCGCCGGGACCUGUUCUUCCGCCAGGCCCUGCAUAAGGCUCGGCACGUGCUGGAGGCCCAGCAGGACCUCAGCCUGCGCCCACUGAUCUGGGCCGCUGUCCAUGAGGGCUGUCCCAGGACCCUGCUGGCCACGCUGGACCAGGUUGCAGCUGGCACAGGAGACCCUGGUGUGGCAGCCCGGGCACUGGCCUGUGUGGCAGACGUACUGGGCUGCUGGGCAGAGGGCCGAGGCGGUUUGCGGAGUGGGCCAGCUGCCAACCCUGAGUGGCUGCGGCCCUUCUCAUACCUGGAGUGUGGAGACUUGGCGCGAGGUGUGGAGGCGCUUGCCCAGGAGCGGGACAAGUGGCUAAGCAGGCCAGCCUUGCUAGUGCGAGCUGCCCGCCACUACGAGGGGGCUGGGCAGAUCCUGGUCCGCCAGGCUGUGAUGUCAGCCCAGCACUUUGUCUCCACGGAGCCAGUGGAGCUGCCAGCACCUGGGCAGUGGGUGGUGGCUGAGUGCCCGGCUCGCGUGGAUUUUUCUGGGGGCUGGAGUGACACGCCGCCCCUUGCCUAUGAGCUUGGUGGGGCAGUGGUGGGCUUGGCUGUGCGAGUGGAUGGCCGCCGGCCCAUUGGGGCCCGGGCACGCCGCGUCUGGGAGCCUGGCCUGUGGCUGGCGGCGGGGCCCCGGCAGGACGAGAUGGCCAUGAAGAUAGUGUGCCAGAGCGUGGACGAUCUGCAGGACUACUGCCAGCCGCAUGCUCCAGGGGCCCUACUGAAGGCCGCCUUCAUUUGUGCGGGGAUCGUGAGUGUCCACUCCAAGCUCCCACUGAGUGAGCAGCUGCUGCGCACCUUUGGCUGCGGCUUCGAGCUGCACACCUGGUCCGAGCUGCCCCAUGGCUCAGGCCUCGGUACCAGCAGCAUCCUGGCGGGCACUGCCCUGGCUGCCUUGCAGCGGGCUGCAGGCCGCAUGAUGGACACGGAGGCCUUGAUCCACGCGGUGCUGCACCUGGAGCAGGUGCUCACCACAGGAGGUGGCUGGCAGGACCAAGUGGGUGGUCUAAUGCCUGGCAUCAAGGUGGGGCGCUCCCGGGCUCAGCUGCCACUGAAGGUGGAGGUGGAAGAGAUUACUGUCCCUGAGGGCUUUGUCCAGACACUCAAUGACCACCUGCUUCUGGUGUACACUGGCAAGACGCGCCUGGCUCGCAAUCUGCUGCAGGAUGUACUGAGGAGCUGGUAUGCCCGGCUGCCUGCCGUCGUGCAGAAUGCCCGCAGCCUGGUGCAGCACACUGAGGCCUGUGCGGAGGCUUUCCGCCAAGGAAGCCUGCCUCUGCUGGGCCAGUGCCUGACCGUGUACUGGAAGCAGAAGAAGCUCAUGGCUCCUGGCUGUGAGCCCCUGGCUGUGCGGCGUAUGAUGGAUGUCCUGGCCCCCCAGGUGCACGGCCAGAGCCUGGCGGGGGCAGGCGGAGGGGGCUUUCUCUACCUGCUGACCAAGAAGCCGCGGCAGAAGGAGGCUGUGGAGGCCGUGCUGGCCAAGACUGAGGGCCUCGGGAACUACAGCGUCCACCUGGUAGAAGUGGACACUCAGGGCCUGAGCCUGCAUCUGCUGGGGAGUGGGACCUCAACCUGAUGCUCCUUCCCAUGACGCUCGUCCCUCUGCAAGAGGAGAAGACCUGGAGCUACAGCAGCCCCUCCGCUGGGAGCACUCAGCCUCCAACUCCCCACCCAACUCUUUGUGAAUCUGUUCCCAGAAGCAGCUGGCCUGAGCUUGAGCCCAACCCCUUUGGGAGCUUGGUGAAGCAGAGACCAUGCUUGGCAACGGGACUCUGACCUCUUGGUUGACUGUGGCUCAGGCUAGGCCUCUGCUCCAUCUGGACAUAGGAAGGUCCUAAGCUCAGUGACCCUUGUGGCCUUCACAAAUCCCAUGACCCCGUUUGGGCCGUAACCUUCUCGUGCUCCACGAGCGCCCCGGAAGAAGGGGAUGACAACCAGCCUUAGUAGGUGGCUGGGUCCCUGAAGAGGCCCUUUGAGGCAUUUCCCGUGUCCUUCCUUAGAGGCCAGGAUUUUGCCUGAGUAGAGACUUCAUGCUAGUACUCCCUCAGGCUGCCUUGCUGGGGGAGUGGGAGCAGGGUGGGGGGGGGUCCACCUCUCUGUCUAUGGCAGUGAGCCAGUGUGGUCCUGCAGUAAGUCAGUGCCCACCCGGGCCUUAACCGGUAACACUGAUUUGUGCCACAUGACCUGUGUGCCUGUGGGCAGUGGGUUCCCAGGACUGUGACCUUUUUGGAAUAAAAUCACCUUGCCCUUCAAGGUUGUCCUCAUAAAACUCUUUUGUUCCCGCUGGCAGCAAUUCUCACUUCCCCGGCACUGGGGCCAACUGCCCUGGGGAUGAUCCAGCCUCUGGUGCUGAGGGCCCGGGGGAGAUGAGGGCUCAGGAUCGAAUAAGGGGCUGUCUAUCAUGUGGAUCCCGGGA